AUGACUCCUACAUCACACGCUCUUCUUGUGUGCGUGAUUUUCCUCUGCGGGAUGGAGGAAACAGUCCUCUCCCAGCACGGACUUUGCGCCGGGAAUCAGUGUGUUGCAAUUUUCCAGGAGCUUAAACAUUUUUCUGAGGCGCAGACAAGAUGCAAAAGCAUGGGCGGAAAGUUGUUCGAGACAAACUCAGACUCGCAAGUACCGGAGAGGUUAUUCAGCGGGAUCAAUGGUACUUUCUGGCUGGGGACUGCAAAGAAAUCGGCAGGUCCCCAAAGCUGCUUUACUGUCUAUGCGCUCGUGGGACAUAACCUCACACAUCAACAGGAGCCGUGUCAAGAGAAACUGGAUGGAUUUGUGUGCCAAUAUGAAAUAGAAGAGCCUUGCAGGAGUUUAGAGGCAGAAGCGGGCGCACAGUUGAGGUACACCUCUCAUCUGGGUUUCGAGGUGAAGGAUUCAGCGACGUUUCCACAAGGAACCAUGGCUGUAGCGGAAAGGGCUGGCGUCAAAUAUCCCGACACGAAGCAUUUUUGUUUCUCGAAGACAUGGUUGCGGGCUCCCUGGAAUUGCGAGGUGUUGCAGGGCGGCUGUGAGCACGGCUGCAAUUCUACAACAGGCUCUUGCAACUGUCCCACAGGGGAAACUCUCCAUCCCAACAACAUCACCUGCACCAAAGAUCCGUGCAAAGAGUGUCAACACACGUGCCAAAAGGGGGGCGACACACACGUGUGCACGUGCAACACGGGUUACAGGCUGGCGAAAGAUGGGAAGACGUGUGUGGACAUCGAUGAGUGCAAGGAGAAGAGCCCCUGCACAGGUGAAGGCGAGGAGUGUGAGAACACCGAGGGAGGGUAUCAGUGCGUUUGCAAAGAUGAAUACGUGAAGGAGGAUGGAGUGUGUGUGAAUGUUAGUAUCUGUUUUAAAUGUGAGCACAUGGACUGUCAGAAAUUAAAUGGGAUUUAUCAGUGUGUGUGUCGAGAGGGGUUCAGAGUGGCACCGUGGGACCCCACCAAGUGUGAGAUAAAAUGCACCGAGCAAGCCUGUCCAACUAAUUGCAAACACGAGGCCGAUGAGCAGGUUUGCUACUGUCCUGAAGGCUACGUUAAAGAUGUUCAAAACAACACUGUCUAUUGCACAGACAUCGACGAAUGUGACAAUAACCCGUGUGAUCACACCUGUGAAAAUGUGUUUGGUAGUUACAGCUGUACGUGCAAUGAGUCUUUCGAGCUGCAAGGUAAACAUAAGUGUGUACGCACGGACGACUACGAUGGCGGCGCAGGCUAA
Molecule: messenger RNA, 1281 nt
Organism: Scomber japonicus (chub mackerel)
Lineage: Eukaryota; Metazoa; Chordata; Actinopteri; Scombriformes; Scombridae
Product: thrombomodulin-like
Exons: 1
Coding region: 1-1281 (426 amino acids)
Cellular component (GO): membrane
Molecular function (GO): transmembrane signaling receptor activity; calcium ion binding
Source: RefSeq, a predicted model, not a curated record